Molecule: messenger RNA, 2376 nt
Organism: Epithele typhae
Lineage: Eukaryota; Fungi; Basidiomycota; Agaricomycetes; Polyporales; Epitheliaceae
Product: argonaute-like protein
Exons: 18
Coding region: 1-2376 (791 amino acids)
Molecular function (GO): protein binding; RNA binding
Source: RefSeq, a predicted model, not a curated record
AUGCCUCCUCGCGCCGCGCUCGUGGCGCUUCUCGCGGUGGCGGUCCUGCUCGUGCUCGAUAUUGCCCCCGACAUAUUCACCCCACGCGCCGUCUAUGAUGGGCGGAAGAACCUGUUUGCGGCCCGCGAACUUCCUUUCGGACCCUCCGGAACGCAUGAGUUCAGCUUCACUCUCGUUGACCGUCCUCAAGCGGCAGGCGAAGCCACUGGGAAGGGACCCAAGCCGUACAGAGUGAAGCUCACACUCGUCGCGACGAUCAAUCCCGAAAUCCUCGCGCGCUUUUUGCAAGGGCAGCAGUCGCAUGAUAACACCGUCUUGACCGCGAUCACCGCUCUGAAUGUGGUCAUUCGUAUGGAACCCUCCAUGAAAUACCCUUUCAACGUCCGCUCGUUCUUCACGAAGCAAGAGAUGAAGAAUAUCGGUGGCGGCAUCCAUCUAUGGCGGGGCUACUUCCAGUCGGUGCGCCCUGCAAUCGGCAAGAUGUUGAUCAACGUCGAUAUCAGCACUGGCGCGAUGUACAUGCCCGGACCCCUCAUCAGUGUGGCCCUAGAGUUCCUCAACAAGAUCCCUGGACAGCAGACCGUGGCGCGGACCCCGCGCGUUGUCAAGAAACUGACCAGCCUAGGAGCAGACCGCGAGUCGUUCACAGACAGUGACGGAAGACGUGUGUCUGUAUCCGCCUACUUCAAGCAACAUCACAACUACACGUUGCGGUAUCCGGACAUCAUCUGUGCCGAGUUUGCGAACGAUGUCUAUGUUCCUUUGGAGUUGUGCUCGGUGCCGGAAGGCCAGAUAAUGCGCAAGCAGAUCCCGUCCGAGAAAACCAAGGACGUGUUGGAAUUCGCGACCCAGCAGCCUGCCCAACGCCUCAGAAGCAUCACCAACGCCUUGGGCGUCCUAGCGUAUGGACAGUCGGAGUAUGUCAGGCAAUUUGGCAUGCACGUCGCGAACCCUCGCCCCGCGACCAUUCCUGCGCGGAUUCUCGACACCCCCACGCUUCAGUAUGGCCCAGGCAGCAAGCAACCCACCAUUAGACCACGGGAUGGAGCUUGGAAUAUGAUCGACAAAAAGCUCUACCGUACAAACCCGAUUGGAAUGUGGGCUAUAGUCAUCUACGAGCGGGAGCAACGUUUUACUCCGCAGAUAGCUCAAGAGAUGGUGGCUGGGUUCUGCAGUGCCUUCGCAGCAAUGGGUAUCACCCUGCAACAGCCAAGACCCGUCAUCAAAUACUUCCAGUCUAUCAACAAGGUUGCGGAACAACUCAGGGCUGCUGGCACUGAAUGCUUCCAAACGUACAAGAAGUACCCCGAUCUCAUGAUCGUCGUUCUUCCCGAGUCGUCGGUUGACCUUUACACGGCCGUCAAGCACUUCGGCGACUGUACUCAAGGUGUCGCCACACAGUGCGUGAAGUCUUCGAAGAGUUCGCGUGCCAAGCCCCAAUACUUCGCGAACGUCUGCCUUAAAAUCAAUGUCAAGCUUGGGGGGAUCAACGCUAUACCAGAUCCCCGCUCGGUCUCCGUGCUCACAGAUCCUCAUAAUCCCACUAUGGUCAUGGGGGCGGACGUCAUUCACCCUGCUCCCGGCGCGGACGGCCGCCCGUCUUUUACCGCCCUCGUCGGCAAUGUAGACUCGGACACGGCGAAGUAUGUCGCUGACAUGCGCGUUCAGACCUCGAGGCAGGAGAUGAUCGACGAUCUCAAGGACAUGGCGACCAAGAUCAUUUUGAUGUACCGAGGUUACCGCGCCAAAGCAGAGAAGAAGCCGGGCAUCGCGCCGAAGAGAAUCAUUUUCUACAGAGAUGGUGUGUCUGAGGGACAAUUUCAGCAUGUCCUGGACUACGAGCUUCCGCAGCUCAAGGAGGCAUGCAAGGCUGCUGGUGUGGAUCCACUGCCGAAGAUCACAAUCAUCGUUGUGGGCAAACGACACCACGUUCGGUUUUUCCCCACCCGCGACUCGGACCGAAGCGGGAACUGUCCGGCGGGCACGGUCGUCGACAAUAAUAUCACACAUCCGACGGAAUUCGACUUCUACCUCCAAAGCCACGGCGGUCUACUGGGCACAUCCCGGCCGGCGCACUACAGCGUGCUAUACGACGAGAACGGGUUCACGCCUGACAGUCUACAGGCGUUGUCGUUCGCCCUCUGCCACGUUUACGCCCGCUCGACGCGCUCGGUGUCCAUCCCUGCCCCUGUCUACUACGCGGACACGGUCUGUUCCCGGGCAAAGAACCACUACGACCCGAACGGAACGCAGCAGCUUUCAGGAGACGACUGGGCAUCUACUGACACCAGGGAUGCGGCAAGCCAAUUGGAGCAGUUCCGGGCAUCGUUCAAGCCACUACACGAGAAGACGUCGAGGCUGAUGUACUUCUGCUGA